CAAAUUCCAAAACAAUGAACAAACCUAAACCUAAUACCUUAAUCCAAACUCUACUACUUCUCUCAUGCAUAACUUCCACCUCUUUUUCCCAACAAUUUCAAGAAGCACCCGAAUUCUACAACUCCCUAGACUGCCCUUCCAUCUCAACCGUCGAUUUCCUCUCCUCCGACGACGCAAUUCACAUUGCAAUGACCCUCGAUUCAACCUACAUUCGCGGAACAAUGGCUGCAAUUCUCUCAAUCCUCCAACACUCCACCUGCCCGCAAAACCUAAUAUUCCACUUCAUCUUCGCAAACUCCCCAAACGAAAACUCAUCCCUCCUUCAAUCAUCCUUCCCUUACCUAAAAUUCCAAAUCUACACUUUCGAUCCCACCUCCAUUUCCAAACUAAUAUCAACUUCGAUCCGAUCAGCCCUCGAUUCUCCUCUAAACUACGCUCGUAACUACCUCCCCGAUCUCCUCCCAUUCCACAUUCGUAAAGUCAUUUACCUCGACUCCGAUGUAAUUCUCGUCGACGACAUUUCCAAACUCGCAGCCGCUGCCGGAGGCAGCGUGGUGGCAGCGCCAGAAUAUUGCGACGCGAAUUUUAGUUCGUAUUUUACGCGUAGAUUCUGGUCGAACCCGAGUCUCUCGUUAACGUUUGUGAAUCGGAAAGCUUGUUAUUUCAAUACGGGAGUGAUGGUGAUCGAUCUUGAACGUUGGAGGGAGGGGAAUUACACUAAGACGAUCGAAAAGUGGAUGGAGAUUCAGAAGAGGAUGAGGAUUUAUGAGCUUGGUUCUCUUCCGCCAUUCUUGUUGGUGUUUGCAGGAAGAAUUACGCCGGUUGAUCAUCGUUGGAACCAGCAUGGGCUUGGGGGAGAUAAUUUGAAUGGAAAUUGUCGAGAUUUGCAUUCGGGUCCUGUUAGUUUGUUGCAUUGGAGUGGAAAAGGUAAGCCGUGGGUCAGGUUAGAUGAAGGAAGACCUUGCCCGCUUGAUGAGUUAUGGGCUCCAUAUGAUUUAGUUAAAGACCCGUUUUGGGUCGAUUCCUGAAACCCAAAAAAUGAAAAAAGAUUCAAUCUUUGUGACUGAGACUGGAAAAGAAAAGAUUCGUAAUGUUUAGAUACUUAAGGCUCUGUUUGGAGCUGGUAAAUAAUAGGUGGCAACAUAAAACCAACAUAUUCUUCUUCACAAAGUGUGAAGGAAGCUCAUCAUCAAAAUGCAAGUUACUAAAGAUGACAAUGGAACGAAUAAAACCCCGCCACAGGUUCAAAUUCGGAUAGGGGAAUUCGAAUCAGAAAAUCCUCACAGGACAAAAAUCGUGUUCGAAGAAUAU
Impatiens glandulifera is the source of this 1311-nucleotide messenger RNA. Its product is annotated as probable galacturonosyltransferase-like 1. The transcript has a single exon. The coding region runs from base 15 to 1028 and encodes 337 amino acids. Lineage: Eukaryota; Viridiplantae; Streptophyta; Magnoliopsida; Ericales; Balsaminaceae. Gene Ontology annotation, molecular function: glycosyltransferase activity. The record is from RefSeq and is a predicted model, not a curated record. Gene Ontology annotation, cellular component: Golgi apparatus.